AUGGACGAACGAUUUGGUAACUAUUGCCCCACCACAUGUGGCAUUGCAAAUUUCUUAAAUAAAUAUCAGCCUGAGACAGAUCGAGAUCUCCAAGUACUUGAAAAUAUCCUGCAGCAGAUCUCAAAUUCCUCAGCUUUAACAGAUGAAUUGUUUCAUCAGAUCCGAAAUGCACACCUCGUGGACCGACCAGCUCAGCCAAAUGUGGUUUUAAGUUAUACUCAAAAAUCCAGAGACAUAAUUGAUGACAUCAUCCGAUAUGAAAACACUAUUGUGAACAAUGAAAAUACAAUACAAUUUUUGACAGAAAUUGUGUUAUCCAACAAUAACAAAAUUGCAGCAUUAAAGCAGAAGACUGCUCAGCUUGAGGCACAAUGUCAGCAGCCAUGUCAAGACACUGUCCAGAUACAGGAACUAACUGGAAAAGAUUGCCAAGAUAUUGCUAACAAAGGUGCCAGGCAAAGCGGGCUGUACUUCCUCAGACCUCAAAAAACCAAGGAGCAGUUCCUGGUCUACUGUGAAAUCGAUUCAGCAGGCAACGGGUGGACUGUUGUUCAAAGGAGGCUUGAUGGGAGUGAAGAUUUUAGGAAAACCUGGAUUCAGUACAAGGAAGGAUUUGGACAUCUGUCACCAAACGACCAGACAGAAUUCUGGCUGGGAAAUGAAAAGAUCCAUUUAUUAACCACACAGUCUGCUGUUCCAUAUGCCUUAAGGGUAGAGCUGGAGGACUGGAGUGGCCAAACAAGCCAUGCAGAUUACGCUCACUUCAGAGUGGGAGCUGAAGCAGAUAAAUAUCGUCUGACCUACGCCUUCUUUGUUGGAGGUGAUGCUGGAGAUGCCUUUGAUGGCUUUGAUUUUAGGGAUGAUCCAAGUGACAAAUUUUUUACUUCCCACAAUGGCAUGCAAUUCAGUACAUAUGACAAUGACAAUGACAAAUUUGAAGGCAACUGCGCUGAACAAGAUGGCUCUGGAUGGUGGAUGAACAGAUGUCAUGCUGGGCACCUCAAUGGCAAAUAUUACAGAGGUGGUGAUUACACUGAGAAAGAUGCUGGUCCAUCUGGAUAUGAUAAUGGUAUUAUCUGGGCAACCUGGCAUUCUCGGUGGUAUUCCAUGAAGAAAACAUCAAUGAAACUUAUUCCAUUCAGUAGACUUGCUGCUCUAGAAGGAGGACAGACUGGGGAAAUAAAACAAGGACUAGGAAUUCGAGGAGACAUUUAAAAAGAUAA
Molecule: messenger RNA, 1223 nt
Organism: Euleptes europaea (tarantolino)
Lineage: Eukaryota; Metazoa; Chordata; Lepidosauria; Squamata; Sphaerodactylidae
Gene: FGG
Product: fibrinogen gamma chain
Exons: 8
Coding region: 1-1215 (404 amino acids)
Biological process (GO): blood coagulation; protein polymerization; platelet activation
Cellular component (GO): fibrinogen complex
Molecular function (GO): signaling receptor binding
Source: RefSeq, a predicted model, not a curated record